Molecule: messenger RNA, 653 nt
Organism: Zeugodacus cucurbitae (melon fly)
Lineage: Eukaryota; Metazoa; Arthropoda; Insecta; Diptera; Tephritidae
Gene: Obp99d
Exons: 2
Coding region: 108-554 (148 amino acids)
Biological process (GO): sensory perception of smell
Molecular function (GO): odorant binding
Source: RefSeq, a predicted model, not a curated record
GUUGCGAGUCAAAUGAGCACAAAGUAGUAACGGAACAUCGAAUAUACGGUCAAAGCGCGUUAAAUUUAUUUCGAUUUCUCAGUGAAAAUUCACAUAAUUGUGCAAAAAUGUUAAAAACGAUAAUAAUAAAGUUGGCAGUUGUGAUUUGUGUUUUAAUCAAUCUCUGCACCAAGACAACAGCAAUACCGAUUUCCGAACAGGAAGAAGCUUCUCACCGACUUCAUAAGGCACACGGUAUCUGUAUUCAAAACAUUACUUCGCCCACAUCGACAGACGACGAUACGAGUACCAGACAAUUAGCAGGCGCCUAUGUACGCUGCAUUGCAACCAAUGUGGGUCUAUGGAACGAUGCCACGGGCUACAAUGCCAAACAAGUGGCGAAAUUCUUCAUUAAAGAACGCAAUGAAAACGAAGUGAUGACCUUGGUGGACUAUUGUAAUCAAAAACACCGGCAAACAGAUUUGAAUUUGUGGGCUUACGAGGCGUAUCGUUGCGCGACGGCAGGACGAAUGGGUGCUUGGUUAAAUGCUUACGUGCGGAGUGCAAAAUUAUAAGAGAGUUAAAAUUGGAGCUCAAAUAUAUAUUUAUAUAAUUUAUAAUAUAUGUAUUAUUACUUUUUUAUUUUACAAUUAAAAUCAUAUUUAUUAAAUUGA